This is a messenger RNA of Caenorhabditis briggsae, 861 nucleotides long. It is a transcript of the gene Cbr-zip-3, whose product is annotated as Protein CBR-ZIP-3. NCBI's taxonomy places the organism in Eukaryota, Metazoa, Nematoda, Chromadorea, Rhabditida, Rhabditidae. Gene Ontology annotation, molecular function: DNA-binding transcription activator activity, RNA polymerase II-specific; RNA polymerase II transcription regulatory region sequence-specific DNA binding. Gene Ontology annotation, cellular component: nucleus. Gene Ontology annotation, biological process: regulation of transcription by RNA polymerase II. The coding region runs from base 1 to 861 and encodes 286 amino acids. The transcript has 5 exons. The record is from RefSeq and is a predicted model, not a curated record.
AUGCAGCCCUCGUACGAUGCGGAUGACUUCAUGCGUCGUGGAUUCUUUGGAUCCAUAAUCGGAUUCCGAAAACGAUCAUCCAGCAAACCAGAUAGUUUACAUCUGCGUCUCUUCAUCUUCCACACCAUUUCCCUCUUACUUUUUCUCUUUUUCGUUUCUUCGAUCACUCAACACAAACAGAAAGUUAUCAUUCAAUGCAUCACAACUCCCGAUUUCUCCUGUCCCACAACUCCGCAACCAUCCAAUUACUACACUCCACUCCCGUUGCCACCACAACAUCCACUUGUUGAUCCGAAUCUGUUGAUGCCAACUCCUCCACAAUCAGAAAUGAUGCAUCAUCCAUCCCAAUACCAUAUGGUUAUGAGUCCACUCGCACCACAUCCGAUUCCAGUGGAUCCCAAUGGAAUACCCCUUGGAACUCAAUGUCCAAUGGCUCCACCACCAUAUUCUUCAUUUGCUCCACAAUCUUCAUCUGGAAUGCAACAACCACCAUCCAUUCCACAAAUGGCCAACAUUCCAUUCGACGUGAAGAAAGAAAUUCACGAGCAUUUGGUGUUGAACAACGGAAAACAGCAAAUGUCGAUUGAAGACAUCGUGAAACUCGUUGUCGUUGCCCUCAAAGAUUCUCAAAUCGAAGAAGGAAAAGAGGAAGAAGAGACACCUGAAGAGAUCCUCCGACGAAAGAGGAUUCAGAAUAAUUUGGCAGCCGCCAGAUAUCGUAAGAGACAACGCGAGGCUCGCGAGAGUGCUGAGCAAGAGCUGGGUGAUCUUACGAAGAGGAACGAUGAGCUCCGCGAGCAAGUUUAUAGAAUGGAGAGAGAGAUCAGCCAACUGAAGCAGGCUGUUCUUGGAAGACAGUAA